Molecule: messenger RNA, 4227 nt
Organism: Prorocentrum cordatum
Lineage: Eukaryota; Dinophyceae; Prorocentrales; Prorocentraceae
Source: the annotation of a GenBank genome assembly
AGGCGGUUCGCUUGUAGUGUCGUCCUUGCAUCGGGGCAGAUCAGAACUUAGUAACGCCAUUCAGUCUGCGCUGGUUUCGGUGUUCAAGUUUGUGAAGUUUACAGACAGCAGGUGGCUCACAGUAAGGAUCAGCGCCAGGUCCAGGGUGGCGUCGUGGCUUGUCGGUCCCAAUGGAUUCACCACGUGGUUGCAGGCGCAGCACGCUCCGAAUACUUAUUAUCCGGGGCCGGCGGAUAUCGGGGGUUAUUCUCGUAUGUCAGAAUAUGCAUGGGAAUGCAUGGUCAAAGCUGCCAUCGUGUCUUGGGCCCCCGAUUCCGCGCACCAGAUGUUGCUCAAAGACAACCAGGUGGCUUUGACAGCGCCAGACAUCAAAAAGGGCCAUGGCUGAGCGAAUGCGGUGGCUCAGCGAGAUCUCCCCGAUGGUUUGGCAUGUGUUGGCAGGCGCAUCUGGAGUCCAGCCAGGCGAGUUGCGUUCCAGCUGUGUUUCCGCUGGCCAGCGUGCAAUUGCAUUUGUGCAAUUCCGAGUGUUCAACGUGGCCGAGCGAUUGCUCACUCUUUGCCGAGGUUGCGUUGAACAGAACCUUCGCGACCUCGCUGCUGGGGCCAGGUCGUCCGACGAGGUGGCCGCCAACAUCUACGAUUUGACGCAGCGCCGCCAUCCGUUGAGCGUCGUUGCCAGGCUGGUAACGCUCAUCGGGGACCUUGGGUGGACCACCGCUGUCACCGAACAACUCCACGCCCACGCGGCCAUCGCCGCUCGGUUCCACCCGGAGUAUGGUUUGAACAUGGUUCAGGCAAAGGAAAUGGUACAGACAAUGUGCAAGCUUCUUCCCUCGUCGACCAAGGCAGACAAAGAAUUGGCGAAGGUCCAGAGAGCCCUGGGCGCCCUGGAACGCAAGGACCCCAGCAAACACAGAGGGCACAACCAAUACUUCGCUGAUCUGGUCGAAGUGGUUGGCAGGAAGUUUAGGAGGGCUCGGCCGCAGACGAGGCAGCUCGUAAAUCGGGGGGUGAUGAAACAACAUAUGGGUGCAUACAGGAAGAAAUCCGACCGUGUCCGCAGACGCUACGCGCAUGUCUCUCGAGCCCAAGCAUCCUUGAAACAGCAACAGAACAGGACGAGCCGGGACGGCAUGGUCCAGGAUCUGGCGCGGAUCCGCACCGAAGUGGCACGGGAGAAGCAGGAGCGGCCACCCCUUUUCCUGCGUUUUUGCGCGUGGGGGGACCUGGAGAUGGGGGAGGGCGACGAGUUGCUGAAGGACGACGCGUUCGACGGGCACGGCUUGGCGGUUAUGCGCGACCGCGCAGCCCAAGCUCCAUCGCGCAUGUCGGAGGAGCUCACGCAGGCCUUGGAGGACGAGGACAUCCAGGGCGACGAGCAGGAGCCGCGGCCCGAGUGGAUCCACGCUCUGGCCGCCCAGCGCGCCCACUUCGAGGGCGUCGCCUUGGUUGUCGACGUGGGUGGCGAACGACAGGUUAUCUUUGAAAUGCCGGGAUCGGAGUUCGACCCCCCGUCCUCCCAUCACCUACCGCGCGGAUUCCUUUUUUCCAGGGGCUUGCAACAGCAUGUUCAGUUUCUUAGUUUCUCUCAAGUCGGUGCUUGCACUCAAGGGCUCCUCGCGGGGGUGGCGCAGGCGGACGUCUGGUCUUGAGGGGGCUGCGCCUGCAAGCGAGAUCUUCCAGGGGCGGAGGCCCACGGCUGAUGGCGAGGUGUCUGAAGUGACGGAGGGGGGCGGGGACAACGACAUUAUGGUGCCCUGUCGCCUGUCGCAGUCGGGCGAGUGUGACGGGCGGCUCCCGCCCGGAAGGCCCCCCCGAGGCGGGCCGUUUCCAGGCGAGAGCGUAGGGCGGCGCGCGUCAGAACAUUCCCUUUGGGCCCGGUGCGGGGGGAUGCCAGCCCAUCCUCGUCGCUCCACUUCGGAGUGCCCGAAGGGCCCCGCGCCAUUUUCGCCAGAAGCUGUUGGUCGGCCAUGCCGCCGAAGAAGAGGCAGACGGAGGGGCAGCAGGGCGGCCGCCGGCCCUUGAAGCGCCAGGCAACACACGAGGAGGCGCACAAAAAAUGCGACGACAACCUGAAAACCUUGAGCGAAGAAGAGGUACAUACCAAGAAAGUGGAUUGGACAACUUUUUUCGAGCACGUUAAGGAAGGCAUCAGGAAGAAGAGGGAAGACAAGUCGCACCCCAUGGGGGAAGUACCGCUCCGAUACUCACCCUCUCAACUUCCUGGAGCCGCCGACCCCGUAUGACCCCGUGCCGCUGGCGUGCCUCAUGGAAAUGGUGGCUGCGGAGCGCAACCAUCUCGACACCGCCAAGCUCGUGAACUAUAUUGCGCAGGCGAAGAAGCCGCUCAAGACGGAGCUUUGCGGGAUCCUGAAAUGGGCGUACGAGUUGUCGCCCAAGAGCGAAAGGCAGUAUCCGGCUUGCGUUGCUGUCCUGAAAUGGAUGGACCGGUUGAAGAUCAAACCAGAGUACCGCGUCCAGUUUGAGAUCGUGACCGGUUGGAUUGACAAGGUGUUGGACGCUAUUCGUAAGCGUGCCGGCGCCCAGGUGCAUGCGGAGACGAUUGUGCGCACCCACAAGGACAUAUAUUGCUUGCUCAUGCCCGUUGCCUCCAUCCGUGCUCCGAUCCAGGCCGAUCGGAAGUACGAAACCGUGCCCGAGCACGUCCGUGCUGUGGUGAACUCGUGCGACACCGGGGAGAAGAUGUUCUCUUUCGCGCUCCUCGAGCUCGUGGCCAACACCGUGAGGGACAAGAUCCGCGAACACAUUGAUGUGUUCAUCAAGAAGCCGAUUACGGAGGAGUCGCUGAACGAAUCGACGUUCGCGUUCGCCGCAGAGGUGGAGCUCUUGCCGAAUGUGAGGUUGCUUCUGUUGAAGCGCAAUAUCCUCUUAGACUAUGGCGGCAGCGCCGUGCUUCCGAAGCCGGCGGGCACCAUCCACCAGGAGGUCAAGGCCCGCUUCGUGGCUGCUUGGAAGAGCGUCGCGAGGGCCCAGGGCAAGAUCGUCAAGCUGUGGGGGGAGGAGUGGAACAUGGUCGUGGGGGAAAAGGAGCCCGCGAGCGCAGGCGCCGUCAUGAACUUGUCCGAGGAGGUCUACACCAAGAUGAUAGGUUUUGAUCCAGAGUGGGGCACGGAUAUAUGCAUUCUGGAUUCAUCGGCAGGGCAAGGCAGCGAGGCCCGCGUCUGCCAGGCGAUGAAGACUCACUUUGCUUCUGCUGAGCAGGCCACCGCGCCGCAAAAUGUGAUACAUGCCCUGCCCGCCAUGUGCGGCACCGAUUGCUACCAGCUUGCUUCGCGCGCGGCCCACGCCAAACACAGCAUGGGCAAGAUUGUCGACGAGGAAGCGCCUCAGUUGGACACCUUCAAGGACGACCCGCUGGUCUCGGACAUCAUCGACAACUCCCUGCAGUACUUCGCGAGGGAGGAGAAGCCUGCAGGUUCCGAUGGUUCGUCCACCACGGUCUUCUGCAAGAAGGCGCUCACGAUCAAGUACAAUUAAGGCCAAGGAGCAACAGGAGGGCGGCACCGCCACCAAGCUCGACGUCGCCCCCUUGAAAACGUACCAGUAUUUCCUCGAUGACAGCGUGAAGCAAGAUGCCCUGGCCUUGGUCAAGGCCGUGGAGGCGUCCUCUGAGCAGAUCGCCAUCAAGAAGGCCGGCCCCAGGAAGGCCGCCGCCAAAAAGAAGGCGGACAAGGCCAUGGAGGAGGCCAUGGCGAUGUUCACGGGCGGCAAGGCGCGGAAGAAAUGAGUGGUGGGCGAUUGUGCCUCCAUGCGCUUGUGUUUUGGGAGUGCCUGUAGCCGGUUGCUCCUUUGGGGGGCAAGUGGCGGGUUCAGGGGCCAUGCGCGCACGUGCAUGCACGCGGGGUUGCCGAGCCGAAAACCGGAUCGUCGCAACCUCGCCCUCCCACUCCUCCCAUGUCCCUCCUGCUUUCCUCCCCUCGCCUCUCACCUCGUCAGCCACUGCCUUGACGUGCGAGGCGCUUUUCGGUGCCCUCCGAGGUGAUCCCCCAUGGCGUGGUCGGAAGUCCGGUGAUAUAAUCCUCUUGCCGCGUUCGCAGUUCCAGCGGUGCUGCCCAUUCUUGCGUUGGCCUCGCCCCAGGGUGCUUUCCAUUAUUCGUUCCGUUGGCCUGGUGGUGCUCGCAGGCGUUGUAUGCAAUCUCACGCUGCUGCUCUUGCUUCUGGGUUUCACCGUGGAAGCGUCCGCGCAGGGAAGCGCGGGGGGCGAUG